UUUUUUCGCCGGGUGACGUACAGUCAUGUUAGCAGGUAGAAAAAAAAAAAGUUGCAAAGCAACCCUUCUGUUGCCUUCGAUUACAGCGGCCCAACUGCUGUGCGCGCUCUUGUUAUUUCGAGGUGUCGGCGCUCCACCUCCUCCUGCUUCUCUGCCUUGCCCUCCAGCUUCUUGCGCCGGCCAAAUCGACUCAGUUCCUCGCGGACGGAAACCGCGAACUGGAACGAAACACCCCCCGGCCCCAACAACGACACCUUACUUGCCCACGGCAGCAGCAGCAAUGUCCUCAUCCAAGGACCACGUCGACCGUCCCGAGGACGAUGUCGACGAGAACGACAUGCUCGACGCCGAUGAGGCCGCCGAGGAGAUUGUCAACGAGGGCGACGACGUGGCCAUGGACUCGGACGACGAGGCCGAGGAGCUCGUCCUGCAGAACGACUCCAUCGCCUACUUCGACCUACCCCAGGAUUCCCUCUUCACCAUCGCCCAGCACCCCGUCCACCCGUCGCUCGUCGCCGUUGGCGGCUCCGCCGGGCAGGACGACGACGCGCCCGGCGCCGGCUGGCUGUUCGACACCUCGGCCGCGGUCUCGCGACCCGUCCUGCCCCCGUCCUUCGCCAGCGACCCGGACGCCGCUGCCGAGGCGCCCAAGAGCACUCAGCUCGAAAGCCUCUUCUCGCUCGACGGCCACACCGACUCCAUAAACACCCUGUGCUGGACGCUGCCCCGCGGCGAGGUCCUCGUCAGCGGCGGGCUCGACGGCCGCCUGCGCGCAUGGCGGGCCGACGUCCGGCCCCAGUCGGGCGUUUCCAUGAAGCUCCUGGGCGAGACGCAGGAGGUCGAGGAGAUCAACUGGCUCGCGCCCUGCCCUUCGGCCACGAACCCCAACACCGUCGCCUUUGGCGCCUCCGACGGCUCCGUCUGGGUCUACACCAUCGACCCAUCCGACGAAGCGAACCCUCUCCAGAUCGUACAGUCGUACUUCCUGCACACGGGACCCUGCACAGCCGGUGCGUGGACGCCCGACGGGCAGCUGCUCGUCACCAUCUCCGAAGACAGCAGCCUAUACGUAUGGGACGUCUGGGGCGCCGCCGCCGCCAAGGGCCUCGUGGGUGACAACGGCAUGACGGCCGUGUCGCUGACGGGCGAGGACCAGCGUUUCGAGGUCGAGGGUGGCCUCUACUCCAUUGCCAUCGACUCCAAGGGCACCUUUGUCGCCGUAGGCGGUGCCGGCGGUGCCAUCAAGAUCGUCUCGCUGCCGCGCCUCGCGCAGCAGGGGGGUCAGAGUCAAGCGCGCAGCAGCGCCGGCCGCGGCGCCGCCAACAAGGCCGCGACCGACGCAGCCGCAGGCGGGCAGAUCCUCGCGUCGCUGCACACGCAGGGCGACAGCGUGGAGACGCUGGCCGUGUCGUCCCUUCAGACGACGCCCCCGACGACCCUGCUCGCGGCGGGCUCCGUCGACGGCAGCAUCGUCGUCUACGACGUCUCCCGCCGCUUCGCCGUGCGCCGCCACAUCGUCGGCGCACACGAGGACCACUCGAUCGUCAAGGUCGAGUUCGUGCGCGGCACGUGGCUGCUGACCAGCUGCGGCAUGGACGGCGUCGUCCGCAGGUGGGAUCUGAGAGCUGGCGGCGCUGCCGCCAGCGGCGGCGGCGGCGUCGUCGCGCCUACCGGGGCCCAGCCUGCGGGCGCGGCCGGUGCCGGUGGCGCUACUGCUGCGACAGCGGAUGCGGGGCUCCUCAAGGAGUGGAAGGGCCACAGGGGCGACGGCGAGGGAGGUGGCGUCCUGGGCUUCGUGCAGGGUGAGACGGGCGAGAGGCUCGUCACAGCAGGCGAUGACGGCGUCGCCCUGGUCUUUGAGGCAUGAAGGAAGCAUGUGGGAAUGUACAGUCGCAGAUUACUCAUAUAUAAAGGGUCGGCUGUGCAACUAGACUUGCCUCACUACGACGACGAUGAACACGGGGCCUCUAGAGCCUUGUCACGCAUGAAACUGGUUUUGUCGCUCGAAAAGGACAAAUCGUAAAUGUAAUGUAAUUCUAGAUGCUUGAUUUAUUUCAAGAUUUCUAUGUGAUUCGCGGC
Messenger RNA from Purpureocillium takamizusanense, 2079 nucleotides. RefSeq names its product 60S ribosomal subunit assembly or modification protein (gene SQT1). The coding region runs from base 26 to 1867 and encodes 613 amino acids. The record is from RefSeq and is a predicted model, not a curated record. NCBI's taxonomy places the organism in Eukaryota, Fungi, Ascomycota, Sordariomycetes, Hypocreales, Ophiocordycipitaceae. Gene Ontology annotation, molecular function: protein binding. The transcript has a single exon.